AUGGAUGUUAGGUGGUGCUGCUUCUUCCUUCUCAUACAAACCAUCUUCUUCUCACCAUCCCACACGCAGACCGAUUCAUUCACAUCAAUCCUCAUAUCUCAAAACGGCCUCGAUUUCGUGAAAAACCUAUUAGUCAACAAAGCAAUCGCCUCGAUUAUACCUCUCCAGAUCCCCAGGAUCGAGAAAUCAGUUAAAAUCCCGUUCCUAGGAGGAAUCGAUGUUGUCGUCUCGAACCUCACGAUAUACGAGCUUGAUGUUGCCACGUCUUAUGUUAACCUUGGUGAGACAGGUGUUGUCAUCGUCGCUUCGGGGACUACUUGUAAUUUGAGUAUGAAUUGGCAUUAUUCUUAUUCUACUUGGAUUCCUCCAAUAGAAAUUUCUGAUCAGGGAAUUGCAUCUGUUCAGGUUGAAGGCAUGGAAAUUGGACUCUCGCUAGGCUUGCUAAGUGAUGAAGGAGGAUUGAAAGUCUCUCUUUCGGAAUGUGGAUGCCAUGUGAAAGACAUAUCUAUUGAGCUUGAAGGAGGAGCUUCAUGGUUUUAUCAAGGGAUGGUUAAUGCAUUUAAAGACCAGAUUGGAGCAAGUGUGGAGAGUACUAUUGCCAAUAAACUCAGUGAAGUGGAUGAUAAAGCUGCACUUAAUGUCACUUUCACCAGUGAUCCUAUACUGAGAGAUUCAUCCAUCACUUUUGAAAUCGAUGGUUUGUUCACCAAAAGAGAAACGAAUCAAGUCUUGAAGUCCUCCUUCAGAAACUCUGCAUCUUCAUCUAUCUGCCCUGAAAAUUCAAAAAUGCUCGGAAUAUCACUGGAUGAAGCUGUCUUUAACUCUGCUGCAGCUUUGUACUACAAUGCAGAAUUCAUGCAAUGGAUAGUGGAUAAAGUACCAGGUCAGGAUCUUCUAAAUACUGCUAGGUGGAGGUUCAUCAUUCCACAACUAUACAGGAAGUAUCCUAACCAGGAUAUGAAUCUGAACAUCAGUUUGUCAUCACCUCCCCUUGUAAAGAUCUCAGAGCAGUAUGUGGGAGCUAAUGUGAACGCCGACCUAGUAAUCAAUGUUCUAGAAGCAGACCAAGUAAUACCAGUAGCAUGCAUCUCCUUGGAGAUCCGAGGGUCUGGUGCUCUCAGAGUGAUGGGUAAUAACCUUGGAGGCAGCGUAAGAUUAGAAGAUUUCUCCAUGUCUUUGGAAUGGAGCAACAUUGGAAAUCUCCACCUGCAUCUUCUUCAGCCAAUAGUGUGGACCGUUAUACAAACAGUGUUUGUGCCAUAUGCAAAUGACCAUCUAGAAAAAGGCUUCCCUUUGCCCAUAAUCCAUGGAUUCACACUUGAGAACGCUGAAAUCAUCUGCACAAGCUCUGAAAUCACAGUUUGCAGCGAUGUUGCCUACUUGGAUUCGUCCCAACAGCCUCGAUCGCAUUUGAGUCGACUAAGUUCUACGCCUUGGAUAACCACGUUGUAG
Eruca vesicaria subsp. sativa (arugula) is the source of this 1452-nucleotide messenger RNA. Lineage: Eukaryota; Viridiplantae; Streptophyta; Magnoliopsida; Brassicales; Brassicaceae. The record is from the annotation of a GenBank genome assembly.